AUGACGGAUAUCUCAGAGCGGCCGCACAAGAAGAGGAGGUUCUUCGUCGACGACUCGCCUGAGCAGAAGACGACAUUCGACCCUCAACCCAGUCUGCCAGAUGAGAUCGAACCGCUACCGGAGGCGAACAACUACUCCACCAGCAACGGCGUGCCUGCGACUAAGGAUGACGGCUUCGAUAGGGAGACGUUCAAGGCCGUCACUGGAGCAGAAUUAGAAGAGCACGCGUUCCAGGCCUUACAGCACGAGUUUGGGGACAAUGUCGAACGGGCUAUCAACGCCUUCUUCGACGGGUCAUGGAAGGAGGCACCAGCCGUCAAAUCACCAGCUCCAAACGGAUUACACGCCCAUAGACCAGUAUCUCAGUCUCGCUCGCCCGGCCAGGCACCUACUCGGACUCCACCGGCAGCUGUCAAGCCAACCUCCACACCACCCCAAGCGCCUGCUCUAGAGUCUAUGCCCGGAAAGAGGUACAUUGGAGCUCUCGGUGUCAAUGGAUGGUCCACGAAGAGCGGGAGUGGCCUGCUGAAGGAUGGUGAUGUCGUCAAGAUUGAGCGACCAACACAACCUACUGGCCCCCAGAAGACAGCCGGACGUGGUGGGAAGGGCAAGCAGGUGGGGAGAAAGAAUCCGGAUGUCGUGGUACGCUUCACGGACAAACGAGGCUAUGAGUUGGGAAGGCUGGAGCAGGAGGUGGCUACGUGGAUGAGCGCAUUGAUUGACCAGAGGGUCUGUCUCUUUGAGGGGCACUGCAUCUAUGCUCCAGAGCGACUGCGGACGAAUGACACGGUGAUCCUGCAACUUCGGUGCUAUUUGCUGAAGCAGACCUUCGAAGCCGGAAACUUCAUCAAGCCGCAGGAGAACAACCGCCAAACCGGCAUCUUCGAGGCGAAAGAGACGCAGGACGAGCGGAGCUUGAGAAUGCGGCAGAUCGGUCUGGUCAAGCUCUUCUCUGAGAUUAACCUCCAGCCUUCGAAAGUCAACGAGACGACAGCGAAGCACAAGCGAGAAGGCAUCCUGCAGGCUGCUGAGAUAGCAGAGCAAUAUGAAGACAGCUCUGCUUCGAACAAGAAGUCCACGUCGGACAAGAGCACUCCUGCAGAAAAUGGAGGCUCCUCGCCACCUUCUGAAAAGGACAAUGAGGCUGAGGAGGGUGAGGAGCUAGAGCAAGAUCAACUGGAUACGUUGUACAAGAAAGCGCAAUCGUUCGACUUUGAUACUCCGGUCGCUGAGCCGGUAAAGACAUUCGCGAUGGAUCUGCGGAAAUACCAAAAGCAAGCGCUGCACUGGAUGAUCAACAAGGAGACGAGCCAGGGUCAGGACCACAAGGAGCAGCAGAGCAUGCACCCACUGUGGGAAGAGUAUCACUGGCCUGUCAAGGAUGCCGAAGACAAAGAUCUGCCUGCGGUGAGCGGCCAGGAUACCUUCUACGUCAACCCAUACAGCGGCGAGCUGAGCCUUGACUUCCCUGUGCAGGAGCAGAAUUGCCUUGGAGGUGUUCUUGCCGACGAGAUGGGAUUAGGCAAGACGAUUGAGAUGCUCAGCUUGAUCCAUUCCCACAUCUCACCUGAGCAGGAAGCGGCGAUGGCGAGCGCUUCUGCAAAGAAGGCCGACGGCGUCAACUCGCUUCCCCGUCUUUCGAAGGGCUCUUCCAGCAUCGAGCCAGCACCUGCCACCACGCUUGUGGUCGCGCCAAUGUCUUUGCUCGCACAGUGGGCUAGCGAAGCGGAGAAAGCAUCGAGUGCAGGCUCGCUGAAAGUGCUCGUGUACUAUGGCACGGAGAAGAAUAUCGACCUGAAGACGAUCUGCUGUGCUUCCAACGCCGCCUCUGCGCCCAACGUUGUCAUCACAUCAUACGGCGUUGUGCUUUCAGAAUCCAACUCUGUCGCUUCCGCCCACGGUGGCAACAAGGGCGCCUCCAGCGGCCUGUUCAGCUUGGACUACUGGCGCAUCAUCCUCGACGAAGGCCACAUGAUCAAGAACCGCCAGUCCAAGACUGCACGCGCCUGCUAUGAGCUCUCGGCCACUCACCGCUGGGUCCUCACCGGCACGCCCAUCGUGAACCGACUGGAGGAUCUCUUCUCCCUCGUCCGCUUCCUGCGUGUCGAGCCAUGGGCGAACUUCAGCUUCUGGAAGACCUUCAUUACCACGCCAUUCGAGAAGGGUGAAUUUGUACGCGCUCUUGACGUCGUGCAGACAGUGCUUGAACCUCUCGUGCUCCGCAGGACCAAGGACAUGAAGACGCCUGAUGGUGAAGCUCUCGUUCCACUCCCGCCUCGCACCAUCGAGAUCGAGAAGGUGAAGUUGAGUGAUCCCGAACGCGAGGUCUACAACCAUAUCUUUGCGCGCGCGAAGCGCACUUUUGCCGCUAAUGUAGAGGCUGGGACGCUGAUGAAGAGCUACACGACCAUCUUUGCGCAGAUUCUGCGAUUGAGGCAGAGUUGUUGCCAUCCGGUGCUUACGCGGAACAAGACCUUACUUGCUGAAGAGGAGUCCGCGGCCGCUGAUUCGGAUAUCGCGAAUGGGCUUGCGGACGACAUGGAUCUGAGCGCGCUGCUCGAGCGGUUUCAAGCUGAGGAAGACGAACAGGAUGCUGCGCGCUUUGGGAGUCAUGUGUUGAAGCAGAUCCAGGAGGAAGCGGACAUGGAGUGUCCGAUCUGCAGCGAGGAGCCGAUGGUCGAGCAGGCGGUCACGGGCUGCUGGCAUUCUGCCUGUCGGGGAUGUCUAGUUGACUACAUCGAGCGCCAGACCGCCAAGGGAGAAGUGCCACGAUGCUUCAACUGCCGUGAGCCGGUCAGUCUCAGGGACGUCUUCGAAGUCGUACGCCACGAGGACGAAGACUCCGACUCCGAAGAAGAAGACGCAGACGGCAAAGAAGCAGCCGGCCGCUUAACCUCAGCCAUGGACAUCGACGCAGACGAAGACGAGCUAUACACCAGCACCCAACCCUCCGCCACCAAACCCAAACCACCCCCCCGCAUCUCCCUCCGCCGCAUCAACCAACUCUCUUCAGCCAAAAUCACCACCCUCCUCCGCCAACUCAAAGCCCUCAAACGCGCCGACCCCACGACCAAAGUCGUCAUCUUCUCCCAAUUCACCUCCUUCCUCGACCUGCUCGCGCCCGCGCUGUCUUCCGCCUCCGUCUCGCACCUCCGCUUCGACGGGUCGAUGAGCCAGAAGAACCGCACCGCCACGCUUGCGACCUUUAACUCGCGGCCGAAAUUCACGGUUUUGUUAUUAAGUUUGCGGGCUGGAGGUGUAGGCUUGAAUCUGACGGUGGCGAAUAAGGUUUUCAUGAUGGAUCCGUGGUGGAGCUGGGCGGUGGAGGCGCAGGCGAUUGAUCGCGUGCAUCGGAUGGGGCAAGGGCAGGAGGUGAGGGUGGUGCGGUUGGUGGUGGAGGGGAGUAUUGAGGAGAAGAUGCUUAGGGUGCAGGAGAGGAAGAAGUUUAUUGCGAGUUCGUUGGGCAUGAUGAGUGAUGAGGAGAAGAAGGCGCAGAGGAUUGAGGAUAUUAGGGAGUUGUUGAGUUGA
Saxophila tyrrhenica is the source of this 3528-nucleotide messenger RNA. RefSeq names its product DNA helicase rad5 (gene RAD5). Bases 1 to 3528 code for a protein of 1175 amino acids. Gene Ontology annotation, molecular function: zinc ion binding; ATP-dependent chromatin remodeler activity; nucleic acid binding. NCBI's taxonomy places the organism in Eukaryota, Fungi, Ascomycota, Dothideomycetes, Mycosphaerellales, Extremaceae. The transcript has 2 exons. The record is from RefSeq and is a predicted model, not a curated record. Gene Ontology annotation, biological process: DNA repair. Gene Ontology annotation, cellular component: nucleus.